This is a messenger RNA of Manihot esculenta (cassava), 852 nucleotides long. RefSeq names its product eukaryotic translation initiation factor 3 subunit E. Gene Ontology annotation, molecular function: translation initiation factor activity. The record is from RefSeq and is a predicted model, not a curated record. Gene Ontology annotation, cellular component: eukaryotic translation initiation factor 3 complex; nucleus; cytoplasm. Lineage: Eukaryota; Viridiplantae; Streptophyta; Magnoliopsida; Malpighiales; Euphorbiaceae. The transcript is spliced from 6 exons. Bases 22 to 852 code for a protein of 276 amino acids. Gene Ontology annotation, biological process: translational initiation.
GAGCUCUUGAGCAAAACUAACAUGGUCGAUUAUGCCAUGGAUAUCCACAAGAGCCUCUACCACACUGAAGACGUCCCUCAAGAUAUGAUUGAGAGGAGAGCUGAAGUCGUAGCGAGAUUGAAGGCCCUAGAGGAGGGGGCGGCCCCUCUUGUGGCAUUUUUGCAGAAUGCAAACGCCGUGCAGGAGUUGCGAGCGGACAAACAGUACUGUCUUCAGAUGCUUAAUGACCGCUUCCAGAUUGGUCCAAAGCAGAUUGAGGCACUAUAUCAGUAUGCCAAAUUUCAGUUUGAAUGUGGAAACUACUCUGGUGUAGCUGACUACCUGUAUCAAUACAGGGCCUUGUGCACUAACAGUGAAAGGAGUCUGAGUGCACUGUGGGGGAAGUUGGUAGCUGAGAUAUUGAUGCAAAACUGGGAUAUUGCUCUUGAAGAACUUAAUAGGUUGAAAGAAAUAAUUGAUUCAAAGAGUUUCUCGUCACCAUUAAAUCAGAUACAAAGUCGAAUAUGGUUGAUGCAUUGGAGUCUUUUCAUCUUUUUCAAUCAUGACAAUGGAAGAACACAGAUUAUUGAUUUGUUUAAUCAGGACAAGUAUCUCAAUGCCAUUCAAACGAAUGGUCCCCAUCUUUUGAGAUACCUAUCAACUGCAUUCAUGGUCAACAAAAGGAGACGACCCCAAUUCAAAGACUUUAUAAAAGUAGAUGUAAUCGUGAUUUUAAAUGAUCCAUUCCUUGGAAAACGAGUUGAAGACAACAACUUUUCUACUGUGCCUAUGAGAGAUGAGUUCCUUGAAAAUGCUCGCCUAUUUAUCUUUGAGACUUAUUGCCGUAUACAUCAACGUAUUAACAUCUUUUGA